Messenger RNA from Penicillium maclennaniae, 966 nucleotides. RefSeq lists its product as uncharacterized. The transcript has 4 exons. Gene Ontology annotation, biological process: lipid metabolic process. The coding region runs from base 1 to 966 and encodes 321 amino acids. Lineage: Eukaryota; Fungi; Ascomycota; Eurotiomycetes; Eurotiales; Aspergillaceae. The record is from RefSeq and is a predicted model, not a curated record. Gene Ontology annotation, molecular function: phosphoric diester hydrolase activity.
AUGCCGGCUGCACCCCUGGCCCUGGCCAUGGCCAAGGUGGCCGCGUGGUCCUCGCCAGUCUAUUCAACUUCGCUGGCCUCAUUGGCACUGAAUAAAGUACUUUCCGAUGCGACCCCUAUAUUUGGAUCCUAUGAAAAAGAAUCCGGAGGCAAAGCAGACGCGACAUGGAACUACAGCCAGGCUACUCCAGACUCCCUUCUAGGGAUCACUGAUCUCAAUCAGGUCACUGUUCCAGUGCCUGAGACCUUCCGCUGUCAAGAGCUGUCCUGGAUCGACAUGCUUAACAUGGGAAUCCGGGCAUUUGAUUUACGCUACGCAUUCGAUCCCACCAACACCACUAUCAUCUUCUACCACUCGGAGGCUCUACUGUCUGAGACUGUUACCUUAGACGAUGGAUCAACGGCCAAAUAUGCGUCCAACGACGCUGCGCUGCAGCUCAAGCUUUAUAACACGCUGACUUCCCCCGCUGCACGAAAGUAUUUUGUUCAGAAGAAGAAUGAGCUAGGAACUUUGGGUGAAGCGCGUGGAAAAAUCACCCUGAUGCGCCGUUUCGACCUCGACCAAUUGGCCGACUCUUACACGACCUCGAUGCCAGGACUUCACUUCACGCCAAGCCUAUGGACUGACAAUGACCCGACCAUUGUUCUGACCUACAAUGAGAAGAAGAAUUUGACCGCCUACAUCGAAGAUUUCUACCAGCCUACAACACCCGCGGGAUCUAACGCGACCGAAAACAUCCAGUGGAACCUGUUCUGGACCUGGGCUUCAAGUGAAAACACAGACAAUGUACCCCCGGUGUGGCCGCGCAUUAUGGCUAUUGGCAAUGGCACCUUGACUCCCCAGGGCGGAGUGAAUCAGCGCCUUGUAUCAUUUUUGAAACAGCAGAAGGGCAAGAGGAUUGGUAUUGUUAUGUUUGAUUAUUUCGACGUGCCAUCUGACCUCAUUGAUGAGUUCUUGAGUCUCUGA